Messenger RNA from Stomoxys calcitrans (stable fly), 4856 nucleotides. RefSeq lists its product as uncharacterized. Lineage: Eukaryota; Metazoa; Arthropoda; Insecta; Diptera; Muscidae. Gene Ontology annotation, cellular component: plasma membrane. The record is from RefSeq and is a predicted model, not a curated record. The transcript has 9 exons. The coding region runs from base 1406 to 4453 and encodes 1015 amino acids.
UAUUUGCCUUCGGCUACUACGGCCACAAACGCGGUAUUACGCUUUCAGUUAUACGUUUUUACGUUUUCAUAGUUGAGUUUGUUCGGUCUUUUCUUUUUUUUGUAAUCUUGGGCCUGCUCUCGAGGUUGUGAUCUUAAGCGACGACAAACAUUAUCAAAAAGAAUAAAGUAAAUAAAACAAAAAGAAGAAGCUUCAAAGACUACCAAGUGGGCAAAAAAAAAAGAAGAAAAGGAAGCAGCAACAACAACAACAAAUAAAACACAAACAUUUCAAUAAAUUUUUUUUAUUGUUAUUGGUUUGUUAAGUUGUAUGUGCUUGAGAGUGUGUGCGUGUGUGAGUGUAUUUUGCCUAUAACGCUACGGAACGCGUUCGAAGUGCGGCUGCUGCAGCAGAGGCUAGUAUUGCUGCUGCUGCUAAUAUAGCUUUGCUAAAAUCAUUUCUAAAAUUAAACCUCAAGAAAAAAAAAAGAAAAUCAAACGUACACACGUUCGCGCGCGUCCAUACAGAGUGUAGAUGAAUUCGUUGUUGAUAUGACAGACAUACGGACGCUGUUGUUGUAAAGCCAUAGAGAAAAGAACUAAAAAAAACAUAAAAAGCAAACUCUGCCUUUUUAACCAGAGCAAAGAGAGAAAAAAUCACAAAUUUCCUAUAAACAUCCAUAGUGCUGCCUUUAAUACCCUGGGGAGGGAUGUCAAUAUGUGCUAGGCCGACAAGAAAUUAAAAUAUGCAGUUAUUGAGGCCAAAUUAAAAAUAAAAGAAAAUUUAGAAAAUAUAAAAAAAUAUUCCAUAAACCUUAAACAAUGCCUCGAGGGUAUAGAAAACGUUGAACGUUUAUAUUUUUUUUUAUUGUUGUCUCAAUGCUUUUUUGUUGUGCCGUUAAAUUGGAUUUUUUUUUUUUGAUUAUUUUGUUUUUGUAAUUUAAUAAACUUUAUUUACUUAUGUACAUUUGCUAUUUGUGUGUGUGUGCGUGUGUGUCAAAUGUUGUGGCUUUUUGUUGUCAGCACCAGUGCCAGAGUAGCCAUUGUAGUUCACCAAAACAAAAAAUAAAAAUAAAAAUUUCAUUUUCAUUCUGAACAAACUUUAAAGAUAAAAGCACUCCCAGACCUACUUCACCAUCACCCGAGCACCAGCACACCUCCACCAACACCACAUAUACAACAACAAAGAGAUGCAAAAAUCGAAACAAACAAGAAAAAAAUAAAAGCAGAGCCAUGAAUGCCAUCAAACUCAAAUAAACAAAAAAAAACAAAAUAAUUCUAGAACAAAUAAACACCACAACUGCCUGAAUUUUAAAGCAAACAGAAAAAUAUUCGAAAAAAAAAUCUCAAAAUAAAAACAGCCUAGUAACUGUUUCGUUUAAAACAGAGAAGAGUCUGCAUAAAAAUCCAAAAACCACUUUUCAACCAUGGGUCUACGGGCAAAAGCUCCUGCCACCACCACCACAACUCUGAAUAGCGGUAAUGCUGCAACCGCUGCCAAACACAAACUCAUAAAUGGUGCCCGAAAAUUGAACAAAGCCUUUAGUCGCACAAAUACCACCAAAAUGGCCAUGGCUGCUACAUCACCAGCAUCUCCAUCAGCUUCUUCGACCACAUCAUCAUCUUCGUCUGCGUCAUCAUCGCCAAUAUGUCUCAGUCCUAAUGGCAAGAUUGAUCAUCCACAGACAUCAGCAUGCAGCUUUACCAGCAUACGUACCACUUUCCGCAGCAGUUCUACAUCGGCCUUGCUGGUAGCCUCUGCUGUCAAUAUGCGUCCCCAAACCCUUAAUGUGCAUCAUCAUCUGCAAACACCAACGGAUCAUACACAAAUAUUUUUGGGUGAGGUCUUAGCUGCCUGGCGUGCCAAAGCAAGAUGCAAUGUUGUACCUGCCGAUCGUACCCAAGAGCUAUUUCACGAACUAAGUUUUCAUCCAAAUGACAAACAGAUUAGCGAUAUGCUACAAACCGCUAAAUUGUUGGCCCGCAAAGGCAGCCGCCAAUCGAAUGGCCUGACAUUUGGAGAAUUUUGUGUUUUGGCUGCAGAUUUAAAAAGAUUUCGCACUUCUUCAUUUGGUUCCACUUCGCCGGGCUAUUGUGACAAAUCCCAUAUACUUAGCUCACUGCAUGAUGAUAAUUUUGCUGGAGGAGCUGCUGUUGCUGCAACAGCUACUGCUGAUAAUGAUAAUGAGCACAAGACGAAGAACACAACAACAACAACGACAAGCUUAAAUUGCACUUUUCCAGGAAGUGAACUGCGCAGCACAAAAUCUUUAAGCAGUGUAGAGGACUGCAAUAAGAAACAACAUGAACAAAAGCCAGGAGAGCCAACAUCAGCUCCCGUAGAGGUAUUCUUAGGAGGCUCUUGCAAUCCCACAACCUGGCGAGCUGAUGUUGCCAUACCUGCUCUAAAAGAGUCCGGCAUUUCAUUUUAUAAUCCACAAGUUUCCGAUUGGACGCCAGAUCUCAUUGAACUUGAGCAUCGUGCUAAGGAGAAAGCGCGAGUGUUAUUCUUUGUUAUGGAUUCAGAAACACGCGCGUCUGCUGGUGCCAUUGAGGCGGCACAUAUAGCGGGUCAAAACUGCAAGCAGCUGGUGCUGGUCCUGCAUCCUUACAGGCCUAACCAAAGUAUACUCAAUGAACAUAUAUCUCAGCAAGAGUAUAUCGAUCUAACGCGCAAUCAAUUAAUCUUACGCGAACUGGUUACCCGUCGUGGUUUGCCAGUGCUCAAUAAUAUACCCUCAGGUCUACAGCGUACCAAGGAAAUUUUAGCCGGUUUUAGAGAUCCUCCUUCGAAUAUAGCUUCAAUUUUAGUUGUUAUACGCGGUGCUUUUGACCGUGUCAAUCCCGUGUAUGAACUCAUCACUGUUGAACAGUGUCAACGUGCUCUCUUGUAUUUGGGCUAUGCCCCAAGCUUAGUUAAUUUGGAUAAUUUACAAAAAAUCAUUGCCGCUCAACGUGAAGCUCUACUGGCUUUGGACAAUGACAACAGCAUCAAAUGUAACAGCAACAGCAACAACAUCAAUACUAGUAGUACAAACUUUAACGAUAACUCAUCGUCAUCAUCAUCAUUGACAUCAACAUCGACAUCAUCAUCUUCGUGUGCUCAAAAUGCCACCUUCUCUCAAAGUGACAAUGUGCAGAGUGGUGGCAAUAAUUCAUCGUUCAAUGCAUCGGCCCAUGGCGAACAAAUUGAUUUUAAUCUCUUCUGUGUAAUAUCGGCCUAUUUGUCGGUAUUGCAACAAGAAAUACAUGAGAGCGGUUGUAUAUCACCAAUCAAAGGUACCAAUGUGCCACCUCCACCGGUAUAUCUCGCAAAUUUGCAAGGUGAAGAUACAUUUGCCAUUACAUAUUUCACAAGCAAAAACAUUUCGCGCACCUCUAGCAACACUAGCGUUCCCAGCAGUGAGGAACGCCUGCCAAACUCUCAUGAUUUUCUUACCCGCAGUCGUGAUAGUGGAACCUCUUCACCACAACCCACGGAGCCAUUGCGUUCACGCUCUCAAGCGCAAAUGGGCAAACCCAAGCAGCAUGUGCUGGUGAAUGUGGAGACCAUAGAGACUACCGAGGUAACCACCACGCAAACCAUACAACCACAGAUGCCGGCGGCGGCCGCUGUUUUAGCAGCUUUGCAGGUGGUGGAUACGGCCACUCAAACAACAGCCACACAUGAAGAGGAGAGUGACUCCAACGAUUCGGUAUUCUCUAGCAGUAGUUCUAUAAAUUCCAUUAAUUGUUGUGACCCUUUGAUGGGUUACGCCACAGCGGCGGCUCCCGACUUCCGUGAGGUCUAUUUGGGUGGCAGCUGUUAUUUGCGUACCAAAUGGCGUCAGGAAUUAGCCAUACCCUAUUUGAAAUCCAAAGGCAUUUCAUUUCAUUUACCCGCUUUGCAUGAGAGUCUAAAUCCCAGUCUAUUGGAUUUGCCCGAUAAACCUGCGGUGGCAGAGGAGGACGAUAAUAACAAAUCCUCAGGGCCCAAUUGGAGGGUGCGCAGCCGUCAGCCUAAAUCGACGGCGGCCAAUUUCAUGCGUACCCGCCGGAAAUGUCGCACCAACAGCGGGGCCAACAAGACGACCAAUGAGGAGACCGUGGAAGAGCUGACCAUAGCUGAGGAAUCUCUGAGUUGGACUUUGUCGCCAGUACGAACGAAUCUCUUCAAUCCCCUAUUGCUCGACUCAAGUCGAGUCCUAUUAUUUGUUAUCACCAAUGAAACACGCUCUCUGGCACCCAUGACAUUAGCAGCUCAUUGCAUAGGUCUCAUGUACAAUGUGGUAUUGGCGGUGCAGAUGUUGCCCGAGGAUUGUGUUAUAGGCAAUGAGAAGCUCACUCCCACCGCCAUUAAGGAUUACAAUCGUGGCCGUUCCUAUUUGAUUGAUUUGGCCAAGCGUCAAGGUGUACCCGUUUUCCAUGAUAUUAAGGCAGCUUUGGAGUGUACUGUGGAAAAAAUUCAAUCUUACAAUUCACGACGUUAUGAAUAGAAAGCCAUUGUGGGGCAACCCCCUCAGCAAGUUGACUUUGACAUUUUUAAAUGCUGGAUUUUAUUUUAUUUUUUUGUAAAUAUUAGUUAAGAACCCUUUAAACCUGACAGCUCUUUAAGCUUCACUCCUAAGCCCCUAGAUUUGCAGCAAAUUCGUUUUUACCUCCCUUCAUAAGUUAAGAGUUUCUUUUAUGUUUUGGACCAUAUAUUUCUUGACGCAAAUUGCCUUUCCCACAGCCUCCUUUAUCUCUAUCCUAUUCAAAUUGACCACAGUGUAUAGUAAAGAUUUAGUUAAAUUUAGGAAAUGCUAAUAAUGUUUAAGAUCAACACAUUCAAAUUCAAUGCAUUAACAUAAGAUAAAAUAACGAUAAUAAUAAAAAAAAAUAAUAAUUUAAUCCUAAAAA